Molecule: messenger RNA, 1951 nt
Organism: Prorocentrum cordatum
Lineage: Eukaryota; Dinophyceae; Prorocentrales; Prorocentraceae
Source: the annotation of a GenBank genome assembly
GUGCACCACCAGUACUCCGACAAGUACCUCCUCUAGGGUUCAUGACGCGGGCUGCCACGGCCUCCCAGCUGAACUGCCUGGCCACGCUCGGCCUCGACGCCGCGAAGCUGGCACAGCUGCGCGCCUGGGCCUCCUCGCAGGCCGUCUCCCUGGAGUUCGCCGCCGAGGAGCGCUGCAGCCUCGCCCGGGAGGAGAGCCGGGAGGCGGAGGGCCCGACGAGGACCGUGGAGGAGGUAACCGUCAUGGGUUCGGUCCGGAGCGCGCUGACCAGCAAGGUCGUCACGACGGUCACGGAGUACUUCUGGACCGUGUCUGUCUCCUACAGCCUGACCGCCGUGCGAGGCGUUGGCGCCUCGGCCGACGACCGGCUGCACCUCUUCGCCCGCGCGGGCAGCGAGGAGCUGAAGACGACGUCGAAGGCGGCUCCUCGGCCAGAGGUGCGGGCCAAUCCCAGGCUCAGCGUGGACGUCAGCUGGCUGCUGCUGCACCUGGACGACUCCGCCACGCCCUCCUUCACCAUCGACCGCGCGCACGACGGGUGCCACACGCCUCGCCGCAACGCCGACGUGGCGGGCGCCCUGGGCCACUUCGCGCUGGUGGCAGGGUGGGCGCACGGGGUGGCGGCCUACUUGCAGCGCCUCUUCGACAUCCCGCCCGACAGGGCUUCCUGGGACAGGGGUGCCAUCGGCCGGGAUCCGCCGCUGAUCCCGGUGCUCCCGCUAUUGGAGGAGCGGCACGAGGACGAGGGCCGCAGCACCGCAGCCGGCGCUGGGGCCAGCCAGGCUCCAGCAGCGACAGCUGGCGCCCUCGCCACCGUGGGGCCCGCCACGCAGGGCCUCUCGGGCAGCGCGCUCCUGGGCCUCGCCGACAUGAACCUCCUGCUCGAGGAGGAGGCGCGAGCGCUGCAGCAGAGGGCCGCGGCGCUGGCGGAGGCCUUCCCCAGCGCCGACGGCGGACGUCUCGCCACUGCCGCCGAGGCCCGGCUCGCGGCCACACUGACGCACUGCGCUUCCCAGAUCAGCUCGGAGCGGCCGUAGACUACAUCGAGUCCAUGCUCCGGAGCCAGCUCAUCGCUGCCAUCGGCAAGGAGGUGACGCCGGCUGCCUUCGCGGACUACAUGAGGUUCCACUAUCCGCCCUUCUGCUUCGCCGUGCGCCGCUCCGCCGGCCACUCGCCUGAGGGCACCGUGAGCAUCGAGCAAGAGCCUCGUGACGCGGGCGCGGAGUCCAGCCUUGCGGAGCCCAUCGUGACGAUGGUGGCCAAGAGCGACGUGACGUUCCGGGGGGACCGCUACCUGCAUGCCUGGCUCAGCCACCAGUUCUCGGGGCACGCCAGCGCCCGUCUCACACUGGUGUCCAGGGCACGCCAGUUCAGUUCGAUGAUCGUCAUGGUGGGCAGCAUCGUCUCAGCAACCGUGUUCGAGCCGAAGUACGCAGCCAUUGUGAAGAACAAGGACGAGCUCAGUAUUCCCCUGGAGUUGUCCACUAUCCCGACGCCCAAGGAGUUUCGGGACGCCAUCGGGUCGUUGUCGCCUGAGCAGCAGCGUUUCGCCAAGGCCUUCCGCGCCAUGCAGCUGGAAAGCACGCUCUUCGGCGUUCUCGUGAUCCAGAUCAAGCCGCAGCUCGAAAGGGUGCUAAACCUUCCGGUGGACAGCCUCGCCAAGGAGAUCAAGUUGACACAGGACUUGAUGCUUCUCUUCACCAAGUACCAGAUCCCCAGCGACCUGCUCUCCUUCGACGCGGCGACCUUCGCCAGGGCCCAGGCUGCGGAGGCCUUCGGCGAGCUCGUAGGCGGGGCCACGACCUCGGAGCGUCUGGCGGCAGUCCGGGAGAACGUGAGGGCCAUGAUGGCGAUUAUCGAGGACGAGAAGAAGGACGCCAUGCUCAGAGGAGAGGACUUUGCAGGCGCGCUUCGAGGCGCCGCUGGCGGGGAGCAGCGAGAGCAGCGAUGA